Molecule: messenger RNA, 701 nt
Organism: Ipomoea triloba (trilobed morning glory)
Lineage: Eukaryota; Viridiplantae; Streptophyta; Magnoliopsida; Solanales; Convolvulaceae
Exons: 1
Coding region: 82-360 (92 amino acids)
Source: RefSeq, a predicted model, not a curated record
UCCAACUGGUGAUCUCUACUGCUUCGAAUCGAAAUUGAAAUUUGAAGAACAAGGUUUAAAGGAAAAGAAAACGAGAACAAUAUGAGUUUGAACCGAGUUUGGGUGGCGGCGAGCGUCGCCUUCGUUAAUAACCACUCCGAUCAAGGUCAGAAACUGAAAUCUGGCCUCAGAUCCCUUAACCAGACCAAAAAAUGCUUCUCUUCUUCUUCUUCUUCUUCAUCUUCCGCAUCCGAUCUCCGGCCACUUUCCGGCUCCGAUCUUGGAGGAUUCGUCGGAAACGGGAGCGGAGAGGAUCGGAUUAAGCAGGCCGAUGACUCGCUCAGGCAAGUCAUGUACUUCAACUGUUGGGGACAGGGUUAACGAGGCGCGGCGUUUCCGGCCGCUAUAAAACAACACAACGGAGUAGUUUGCCGUUGACCGGAACUUGUUACGGCGUUGAAACGUCGCCGGCGGUGAGUUGACCCGGACAGAGAUGGCUGAAAAUGAGCUGAGCCUACAGAUCCGGGUGGGCAAAAUCGUCAAAAUCUGGAAUUGCAACGCUAAAUGUAAAUUCCAUGUAUAGUUGAGUAGAAUGUAUAUAUGUCUUUCUUUCUCGAAUCGAAGAACAUAAAGCUAUACAAAAUGAUGGUUGUAUCUUUUGUAGUGCAUAAUAAUAAUAUUAUUAUGUUCUAAUGACCAAAUCUGAAUCAUCUGAUGGCAAA